UGGGGUGACUAUCCUGGUUCCUCUCUCAGUCUUGUAAGGGCACAAAGAUUAGGAAAGCAGCUGAAAAUGAGCCUCACCGCAAAAGACAAGACCUUGGUGAAGACAUUCUGGGGCAAGGUCAAAGGCAAGGCUGAUGCCAUGGGAGCAGAGGCCCUGGGGAGAAUGCUGGUCGUCUAUCCUCAAACCAAAACGUACUUCGCUCACUGGACUGACCAGUCACCUGGAUCCGAGCCGGUGAAGAAACACGGGAAGACCAUCAUGGGUGCUGUUGGAGACGCUGUCGGGAAGAUCGACAACCUUCUCGGUGGACUGAGUGCCCUCAGCGAGGUGCACGCGACCAAAAUGCGCAUCGACCCCGGCAACUUCAAGCUAUUGUCCCACUGCCUCCUCGUGACUUUCGCAGUCAACUACCCAACUGAUUUCACCGCCGAGGUGCACGUGGCUGUGGACAAGUUCCUCGCAGCAGUGAGCGCAGCUCUGGCAGACAAAUAUAGAUAAGACAUCGUCCACUGACCGCUACUGUACCAGCUCUGUCCAACUCUAUCAAGGCGCAGACUCGAUUUCGAAGCAACAAAGAAACAAAUAAAUGAAGUUAUUUCCAGAA
Molecule: messenger RNA, 604 nt
Organism: Conger conger (European conger)
Lineage: Eukaryota; Metazoa; Chordata; Actinopteri; Anguilliformes; Congridae
Product: hemoglobin cathodic subunit alpha
Exons: 3
Coding region: 67-498 (143 amino acids)
Biological process (GO): hydrogen peroxide catabolic process; oxygen transport
Cellular component (GO): blood microparticle; hemoglobin complex; haptoglobin-hemoglobin complex
Molecular function (GO): oxygen carrier activity; haptoglobin binding; peroxidase activity
Source: RefSeq, a predicted model, not a curated record